GUCUCUCCGGCCACUGCUGGGCAGCAGGCGGAACGAAGGGGGCGGCGCGCGCAGGAGGAAGCGCGCCGGGCUGCGGCCCCGGGAACUACCCAGACGCCGAGUCGGGAACGCCGGUCUCCGCGUCACCAUUGCCAGGUGUGCGGGGUUGGGGCGCAGUCCCGGACUGUGGCCGCCGUGUGCGGGCCGGCUUUUCCUCCAGCUCGCCCCGCCUGGUCUCCCUGCUCCCGGCUCCCGGCUCCCGGCUCCGAGCCCCGCGCCCAGGGCCCCAGGCCCGCGCCGCCAGCAGCCCAGAUCCAGCGCUCUGCGCCCCUCCACGCCCCCCGCCGGCCGCUGGCUGAUGUCCUGAGCUCGCCACCGCGGGCUACGCGCCCCGCCAGGGGCUGCCCUGGGAAGUUGUGGGGCGAGGCGCGCCGGGUAUGCGCCAUCACCAUGUCCCGCCUGGACUCGUGGUUCGGUGAAGUCCAGUGGCUGGUCUUGGUGUCGCUUUUCGUUGUGGCCUUGGGCACGGUGGGCCUGUACUUGGCGCAGUGGGCGCUGGCCAGGGCGCGAUCGCGGUCCCCGCGGCGGCGGGCGGCAGAGCCUGGAGAGGACCAGCGCCCCGAGUCGGACGUGCUGCUCUCCUGGAUUCUGACGCUGAACAGCUGGAGGAGCCAGUGGCAGGCCGCCUGGGUGGCCGCCCUGAAUCAGGAGGCCGGACGGAAGGGGGGCCCGCUGUCCCUGUCCUUCGAGGAGGAUCCGCAGCAGCCACCCCUGGAUCUGGCGGUGCAGCAAGUGUGGAGCGCGGCCAGGUCCGCCCAGGAGAAGGUGGUGUCUUGUCAUGUGGUGGGCAAGACCAUCCGGUUCCUGGUCAGCGCGGGGCCGGCCGAGCCCGAGGACGUGGGGCGCCAGCAGUACGGCGUGCAGCUCACGCCCCUGCAUCUCCAGCUGGAGCUGCACAUGAAGGAGAAGAGGGAGGACAUUCAGAUCCGCUGGUCUCUCGUCCGCAUGCCGGAGAUGGCCAUCUCGGUCCAGCCCAGAGCACCGGGGGAGGACCAGGCGGCCAAGGUGAAUGUCAUCUGUGAAACUCUCAAGGACAUCCUGAAGUACCUGGUCAGUUCCGCCUGCCCGUCAGUGGUUCUGAGCACCAGACCUGUGGACACGAGGGAAGUUCAGAGUCUCCGGCGCACCCCGUCCGCCUCUCAGGAACCCUGCCCCCCAAAACCUCCAAGGGCUCACGAUCUCAAAUUACUGGUGAAGAACAUCCGAGCUUCGCUGCUAAACGAUCCUGGUGCUUCUUCAGGCAACCGCAACCUCCGCUGUGCCGCUCAGCUGAACGAGCCCGUUCAGAAGUUCUCCAGCACACUCCUGAAACACACUGCUGACCUCACUUGGGAAGGAGAAUUCACCUUCGAGUUGAACGCCAAGUCGAAGGAGUUGCACCUGCAGAUUUCCGAGGACGGGCCGGCCUCAGAAGCCCCGCUGGCGACGGCCACCGUCCCGUUAGAUUUGUUCAAGAAGCAGCCUUCCGGGCCACAGAGCUUUACACUGACCAGCGGGCCAUCGGCGGGCAGUUCAGUGCUGGGCUCGGUCACCGCAGAGUUCUGUUACGUGGAGCCCGCCGAGGCAAAGUCCUGGCAGACCCCUCCGCCCAUGCCCGCUGCCAAGAUAGAAAAGGACCGCACGGUGAUGCCUUGUGGGACUGUGGUCACGACCGUCACCGCCGUGAAAACCAAGCCUCGCUUCGACACGGGGAGGGCGUCCCCGCUGAGCUCCGAGUCUCCCCUGCGGACGCCCGUCAAGGUGAGGGUGAUCGAGAAGGACAUCUCCGUCCAAGCCGUCCCCUGCCACGGCGCUCCCGUCAGCAAGACGCUGUCGUCGUCCGACACAGAACUGCUGGUGUUGAACGGCUCCGACCCAGUGGCCGAGGUCGCCAUCCGGCAGCUGCGCGAGUCCUCGAAGCUGAAGCUGAACUCGCCGAGGAAGAAGAGCACCAUCAUCAUAUCAGGGAUCUCCAAGACCUCCCUGUCUCAGGACAGUGACGCUGCCCUCAUGCUGGACUAUGCGGCCUCCAUGGAUGGCACCCGCGAGGGGGACACCGAGUCCCAGUCGGAGAUGGCCUUGGCCACCGCCCCGCCCGAGGAGGAGGCCGAGGCCCCGGCCCCGCUGGCCCUGGAGUCCCCAGGUUGCGAGCUGUCCUCCUGGGACUCGGAGAAGGAGUCACAGGCUGAGGCGUGGGACGGCCAAGCCUCACUGGACCCCGACGGGGAUGGGCUGUCGGAGAGCUCCCUGAGUGCCUGGGAGCCUGGUGCGCCCAAAAAGCAUAAAGGAGGCAUUUUAAGGAAAAGCGCAAAGCUGUUCUUCCGCCGGCGGCAUCAGCAGAAGGACCCCAGCCUGAGCCAGUCCCACAACGACCUGGUGUUCCUGCAGCAGCCUGAGGGGCCCCGCAGGAAGGGGGUCACGCUCACCAGGAUCCUCAACAAGAAGCUGCUGUCCAAGCACCGGAGCAAGAUCACCAUGAACGGCGCCCCCGGGGACCCUGGGGUGUAGGCUGAGGGUGGGGCGGCCUCCCUCGCAGCGAUGCUGGAGACAUGGACCCACUAACAGCCCACCUGUACGGAGCAGGGAGUGCCUGUGAGCCGUCAGGCACCCCUCUUUUCUAGCUGGGCUUUCCCGACAGUGCCAUCUUUUAAAGGGGAAGAAAAAUCGGAGUCUCCCCACAGAGAAAAUGGACUAAACCUGUUUACCGCCAGACGUCACAGUGGACCGGAGGCCUCGGCCACGUGGGCUGUGCUCAAAUCUAAUCAGAGCCGAAGUUCAAUCUAAGAAGGAGAGUUGCCCGUGAACCAGGGAGCACACCACACUGGGCGUGGAUGGGGCAGGUGUGGGGCCUCGGUCUCUCCCACUCUGUGCUCUGACGGGUAUUGUUUUGGGUCUACGCCUGGACCGGGCACCCCCAGGAGGAGACGACCCUCCGUGCUGUCACUGUGAAUGGGAUGCAUGGGUCACCUCUCCUGCGUGGCUGCCCCGGAUGCGCGGUGCGGCUGGCCCUGAGCGCAGAGGCGGGACACAGGCAGACUUCCGUGAACGGGGAUGCCGCUGGGAAUGGAGACACGACCACAAAAUGCGGGAAGACAUUCACCUUUGCUGUUAGCCAUAGAACUCGGGAAAGGAUGCGAAUACUAAACAUAUCCUAUGCAUAUGAUGCCGACCACUUUUUUAAGUUUACUCGGAGCCUGUGUGCCAGUGGGAGCUGCACAUACAAAUCCUUCACAUGGUUUUUGCAUGUUCGCUGUGGUGUCCAAACCUCCCACAGCGCCCGUGGGGCAGUCAGCGGGAGGCCUUGUCCCCGCCUUGGGGGGCUCUUGCGAGACAGGAGCAUAGCAAGCCCCUCCAGGGCACUGAGGGGCCGUCAGUGACCGCCGAGAGGACGUGGCACCCACACGUGCGUACCUGGAUUUUUCUUUAGCCAGAGGCCGGUUUGCCAAAUAUUGCCAGUAGCUGAAACAAAGUACUUUCAGGGCCAAAAAAAGGAAACUCUUUUAUGUCUCAGGAACGGAAGGUUAAUAAAAAGUGGCCCGAGCGGGCAUCCGAGUCCUUUCAGGAGCCUGUCUGAAUUCCACUUUGACGGACUUCAGGGCGUCUGGAUUCCCGGUGGAAAAUACAAUAAGCUUGACGUACGACUUGCCUGUUCCGACACGUCUUUCCGAGCACUUUGCACCGAGCUGUGCACGGCUGAGGUUCAUUCCCAAGCAUCUCACGGGCCCCUCCUGCGGGAGUUGCUCUUCGGAGACUCGCUUGUGGAGCGGCGCCUGUCCUUCGCGUGAACGGUUCUGAUGGCGUAAUAAGAUCCAUUUUCCUCCAACGAGGUUUCGAAGGCUCUUGUGGAAACUUGACUUUGGUCAGGGACGCGACAUGGGGGCCUCUCCUUCCUUCAGGAGCUUUGGUUAAUCCUUCAGCAUCUAUUUCAGGGGUAGUGGAGCCAUGGACGAGCAAACACUUUUAUAAAAACCAAAAUUAUAGACUUUGUUCCCUUUUUUUUUUUUACUUGGAGGGAGAAGUUAGAAGACAACUUUAAGAAUUUUAUCUUAAAAGGCACAUUUAAAAAUCCUUAGUGUCCCAGGAAUUACCAAGCAAGGGUAAAAUGACUUUUUUGCUACUCUUUGUUUGUAUAGAUUUUAUUCCGAUUUUAAUCGUUGUAAACGUAGCACCUGGCAUUACGAAAUACAUUGAUACCAAUUGAGUCCCCCCAGGGCAGUGGUCACUACAGGUCUUUUUGGGACGAUGGCCCCUUUAAUGUUUUGUUCUGCUUGAAGGAUUUCUGUUCUUUCUCGCGGCGGGCAGAUGCGUAACCUGCAAGGAUUCAUUCGAAGAGGACAUUGUGUGUCCGCAAACAAGACACUGGUCAGAAGUUUUUACUACAGUUUUGUGUUUGUUUAAUCUUGAAAUU
Molecule: messenger RNA, 4426 nt
Organism: Phyllostomus discolor (pale spear-nosed bat)
Lineage: Eukaryota; Metazoa; Chordata; Mammalia; Chiroptera; Phyllostomidae
Gene: C2CD2
Product: C2 calcium dependent domain containing 2
Exons: 14
Coding region: 430-2526 (698 amino acids)
Source: RefSeq, a predicted model, not a curated record